Messenger RNA from Vicia villosa (hairy vetch), 1776 nucleotides. RefSeq names its product legumin J-like. Gene Ontology annotation, molecular function: nutrient reservoir activity. The coding region runs from base 52 to 1716 and encodes 554 amino acids. The record is from RefSeq and is a predicted model, not a curated record. Lineage: Eukaryota; Viridiplantae; Streptophyta; Magnoliopsida; Fabales; Fabaceae. The transcript is spliced from 3 exons.
CUCCACUUCACCACUUCACUACUUCACUCACAAAUCUUUCAUUAGUAGUUUAUGAUCACAGUCACAAUGUCCAAACCUUUUCUAUCUUUGUUUUCAUUUUCCUUGCUACUCUUUGCAAGCGCAUGUUUUGCAACUCGCUCUGAGUUUGACAGGCUCAACCAAUGCCAGCUAGAUAGUAUCAAUGCAUUGGAACCAGACCACCGUGUUGAGUCCGAAGCUGGUCUCACUGAGACAUGGAAUCCAAAUCACCCUGAGCUAAGAUGUGCCGGUGUGACUCUUAUCAGACGCACCAUCGACCCUAAUGGACUCCACUUGCCGUCCUUCUCACCCUCUCCACAGAUGAUUUUCAUCAUCCAAGGAAAGGGUGUUAUUGGACUUACAAUUCCUGGUUGUCCCGAGACUUAUGAAGAACCACGUUCAUCACAAACUAGACAAGAAUCUAGACAGCAACAACGAGACAGUCACCAGAAGAUUCGCCGAUUCAGAAAAGGUGACAUCAUUGCCAUUCCAUCAGGAAUUCCUUAUUGGACAUAUAACCAUGGCGAUGAACCUCUUGUUGCCGUUAGUCUUCUCGACACUUCCAACAUUGCAAACCAGCUCGAUUCAACCCCCAGAGUAUUUUACCUCGGUGGGAACCCAGAGGUAGAGUUCCCUGAAUCACAGGAAGAACAACAAGAGAGACAACAACAAAGACCCGGUUUACCAGUUGGACGUAGGGCUGGAAAACACCAACAAGAAGAAAAUGAAGGUAACAGCGUGCUGAGUGGCUUCAGCUCCGAGUUUUUAGCACAAACAUUCAACACCGAGGAGGAUACAGCUAAGAGACUUCGAUCUCCAAGAGACAAAAGGAGUCAAAUUGUGAGAGUUGAGGGAGGUCUCCGCAUUAUUAACCCUGAGGGGCAGGAAGAAGAUGAAGAAAGAGAACAAAGUCAUUCUCACAGAGAGGAGGAAGAAGAAUAUGAAUCCCCUAGUCGAGAAGAAGAACAAGAAUCAAGACGACACAAACAUAGUAAAGAAGAAGGGGAGGAAGAAGAUGAAUCCCGCAGUCAUGAGAGUCGUAGAUGGUGGAGAAAAGAGAGUAAAGAAGAGAAACACGGAUCACAUGAACAAAGAGAAGAUGAACAAGAAGAGGAGAAGGAGGAGAUACGAAGAAGUGAGGGUGGAAAGAAUGGUUUGGAAGAAACUAUCUGUAGUGUCAAAAUUCGCGAGAACAUUGCUCACCCUGCCCGUGCUGACCUCUAUAACCCACGUGCCGGCCGUAUCAGCACUGCGAACAGUUUGACCCUUCCAAUCCUCCGCAAUUUACGCCUCAGUGCUGAAUAUGUCCGUCUUUACAGGAAUGGUAUAUAUGCUCCACACUGGAACAUAAACGCGAACAGUCUGCUAUACGUGAUAAGGGGAGAAGGAAGAGUUAGGAUUGUGAACUCCCAAGGAAACGCGGUGUUCGACAACAAGGUGAGAAAGGGACAGUUGGUAGUGGUACCACAAAACUUUGUGGUGGCGGAACAAGCUGGGGAGGAUGAAGGACUUGAGUAUGUUGUGUUCAAGACAAAUGACAGAGCUGCUGUUAACCACGUUCAACAGGUGUUUAGGGCCACUCCUGCAGAGGUUCUUGCAAAUGCUUUUGGUCUUCGUCAACGCCAAGUCACCGAGUUAAAGCUCAGUGGAAACCGUAGCCCUCUGGUUCACCCUCAGUCGGAAUCUCAAUCUCAUUAAGAUGAUGCUAUGCAUAAUGCAAUGCAAAAAUGAGAGGGUCGCCAUGUCUUUAAUAAUAAU